AUGGCCGCCCGCCGCAACGCUCGCCGGGACUUGCAGUCCGGCCUUUUCAAACCCGCGAAGGACGCAGGCGUGGAGAGGAUGGCGGCGGCGGCGGCGGCGGCGGGGGGAGGGGGCGCCUACAGCCUGGGCCUGGCCAACGAGCGGCUGCGGCUGCUGGAAGAGCUGGAGCGCGAGAUCGGGGCGGCGCUGCAGAGCGCAGGCACGGUGAUCCUGGAGCUGUCCAAGGAGAAGCCGAGCGAGCGGCUGCUGGACCGGCAGGCGGCGCAGUUCGGGGCCUCGGUGCAGAAGGUGGAGGCGGAGCUCUCGGGCCAGAUCCGCUACCUGACGCAGGUGGCCACCCGGCAGCCGCACGAGGGCUCGAGCUACGCGGCGCGCAAGGACUGCCAGAUGGCCCUAAAGCGCGUCGACUUCGCCCGCCUCAAGCUGGCCGAGCUGGCCCGCGGCUGCGAGCAGAUGCUGGAGCAGUAGCGCCGGGGCCGCGUGCCCCGAGGGAUCGCUUCGGGGAGUGCCGGGCCAGCCCCGGACGCCCGCCUGGACCGGCAAGCCCCGGCGGGGGCGCGGAAGCCUUUAGCGGGCACCGGUUGCUUUCUGGACUUUGCGCCAUCGACUUGACCUUCUUCCUCGGAGACCUCGUGUUGGGGAAGCCCCGCAAAUAAAGUGGGUUGAUUCGGAAAAAAAA
Molecule: messenger RNA, 679 nt
Organism: Ahaetulla prasina
Lineage: Eukaryota; Metazoa; Chordata; Lepidosauria; Squamata; Colubridae
Gene: MED11
Product: mediator complex subunit 11
Exons: 3
Coding region: 1-468 (155 amino acids)
Biological process (GO): regulation of transcription by RNA polymerase II
Cellular component (GO): mediator complex
Molecular function (GO): transcription coregulator activity
Source: RefSeq, a predicted model, not a curated record